Molecule: messenger RNA, 2507 nt
Organism: Jaminaea rosea
Lineage: Eukaryota; Fungi; Basidiomycota; Exobasidiomycetes; Microstromatales
Product: sodium/hydrogen exchanger
Exons: 1
Coding region: 39-2390 (783 amino acids)
Biological process (GO): proton transmembrane transport; sodium ion transport; vacuolar acidification
Cellular component (GO): early endosome; fungal-type vacuole membrane; late endosome
Molecular function (GO): sodium:proton antiporter activity
Source: RefSeq, a predicted model, not a curated record
CCUUCUCUCCUUCACAUCCCUAACCAGAUACCCACCAAAUGGUCGCCCUCGUGGCCACCUUGAUGGUGUCAACCAUGUCGGCCCUGUCGGCUAUGGCGCAGGGAGGUGCUCCACCCUCUGAUCCCUCGCCAUCCCCCGCGCCAGCCCCACCACCACCAGCAGAAGAACAGGAACGCUUCUCAUCCCUAGCCCUCUUCCUCGUUCUGUCCCUCCUCAUCUUCUCCUUCUUCGCCAGCUACUACCUGCGUGUCAAGCGCAUUACCGCUAUUCACGAGACCAUUGUGGGCCUCUUCGCCGGCAUGCUCAUCGGCGCCGUGCUGCGUAUCGGACCAGGCCAGCAGGUGCAGCAGAUGCUCAGCUUCAGCAACACGAUCAUGCUCAACGUACUCCUCCCACCCAUCAUCCUGGCCAGCGGCUAUGAUCUGAGGCAGGAGUCCUUCUUCCGCAACUUUGGCAUCAUCCUCGCCUUCGCCUUUGCGGGCACCUUCAUAUCAGCAAUCGUCAUCGGCGUCCUCGUCUACCUGUGGUCCCUCGCAGACUUCACCAUCUCACUGAGCAUCUUAGAGUGCCUCAUCUUCGGCUCUACGCUGAGCGCUACCGAUCCAGUGACGAUCUUGUCCAUCUUCAACUCGAAGAAGGUGGACCCAACGCUUUACAGCAUCAUCUUCGGCGAGUCGCUCCUCAACGAUGCCGUCUCCAUCGUCAUGUUCGACACCCUCUCCACCUUUCGCGGUCAGAGCAUCGGAGUCUACUCCAUAUUUCAUGGAUUUGGGCUCUUCCUCGUCGUCUUCUCCGUCUCUAUGGCACUAGGCGUAGCCUUUGGCCUGGCAUGCUCCCUCAUGCUCAAGCACAGCAGGCUGGCCAUUUACCCUCAACUCGAGUCGAGCUUGGUGGCCUUGAUUGCCUACACGAGCUACUUCUUCAGCAAUGCAGUCACCAUGAGUGGGAUCGUCUCGCUCCUCUUCUGCGGUAUCACACUCAAGCACUACGCCUACCAUAACAUGUCGCGUCGCACGCAGCGGGCCACGCGCUACACCUUUCAGACCCUGGCCAGCCUUUCGGAGAAUUUCAUCUUCAUCUACCUGGGGCUCAGCUUGUUCACGCAGGAGAAUCUGGUCUUCAAGCCACUCUUCAUCGUCGUUACGGUGGCAAGCGUCGUCUUCUCCCGCUACGCCGCCGUGUUCCCCAUCGCGAGCCUCAUCAACCUUCUGCGCCGUGUCCGCAACCAACGAAGGGCGCGCCGCACAGGCGGAGGCUCAGUGCCCCGAACAGGAAGGGAAGACGAGCUCAGCCGCGAGUAUCAGAUCAUGCUCUUCUGGGCUGGACUGCGAGGGGCCGUCGGCUUUGCGCUCUCUGCAGGUAUUGAGGGCAAGAAUGCCCCAGCACUCCAGACGACAGUGCUGGUCACUAUCGUGCUUACCUUGAUCGCCUUCGGGGGCACGACGGGCCAAAUGUUGGACGUGCUGGGCAUCAGGACUGGUGUGCAGGACGAUGAGGGCGAGUCGAGCGAUGAAGAGGGAGUGGACGCCGAUCAUUUUGGCAUGGGCGCUCAUCGACGCUCUGCUGGUAGAGGGCAGGGAAGGCGACAAGCCAAGCGUGGUGGCGGACGCGGCUCCUCGUCAGCAUACAGAGAUGACGAGCAGGGCUUCCUCUCCGGUGCAACGAACAAGUCUCGCUCUGGUGGAGGGCAGGCAUCGCGCUACUCGUACGACGAAGACGCGUCAGAGACCAACGAGUUCUCACCGCCGGAUCGUAGGGGCGCUAAUGGCGGCAGCAGGAGUGCGAUGAUGCCCAUGAGUGGGCAAGGCUCGAGACAGAGCUACGAGUUCAGCCCGGAAGAGGAGGACGACGACGACGGCAUUCCGUCGACAGCCCCACCGGGCACCGUCCUAGAUGCCACCUCCUUCCUAGGCUCCAACCGAGCGUCAGGAAGCGCCCGUGCUCUCUUGGAGCGUGGCGCUCUCAUCAUGCGCGACGGGCAAUGGUUCCAACGCAUCGAUGAUCGGUACCUCAAGCCGUACUUUUCGAACGCGGUUGCCUCUCGCAAGCAUGAGGAGAGACGGAGCGCACGGGCGGCGAGCCGAUCUUGGCAGCAGAGCCAAGAGCAGGGCGAAGGAGAGGAGGGAGGAACAGGUGAAGGAGGCACAGCUGCGUUGUGGGAGGCAGAAGCUGCUGCGAGGGAGCCCGAUGCGGAAAUCUUUUCGGGGCCGUUGGAUGAGGAAGACGAUGGUGCGGUGCGUAAUCUUGGGGCAAGAGAUGGAUCAAGAGCCACUACGCCUGUUGGUAAUGGGAAUGGGAGGACAACACCACGUAGUCGGUCUUCGAUGGGUUACCACCACAGUGCGCAGGGCAGCUCGUCGAGUGGGAUUGGAGGAGCCUUUGCGCCAUGAGCUGAGGACUUAGAUGGGCACUGCGGCGUGCCGCAGACACAAUGUUGAUACACAAGCACGAAUGCAAUCGUCGUGGUCGUCGAGCUGCAGCGACGCAAUGAGAGCAAGUGAAGUGCG